GCGAGAACAAGUUGCUCGUAGCGACCCACGGAACGCGGUGCUUUCGGUUUGGCAUCCCCUCGGUGCGCCUGGCUUCCGGGGGGGCGGGGGUCUUCUGCCUCACCGCAGAAGAGGAAGAAAGGCACUAGUGGGCUUUUUUAGUCUUGCCUCCGGAUCCCUGAGAACUUCGGAGCUGCCUGGGCCACUCCGCGGACCGGGCAGCCGGUACCAGCUGAAAGAGGGUUGCCCGGCCAGGGCCAGUGGCUGUCUCGCUUCUCUGCACUAUGAAGAUGUCGGAGGAGCGACUCUCAUCGCCGGACGGGCUUCCUUCAUACCAGACUCUAGCUCCAGCCGGUCCUUCCCCCCAGGAUUCCCUGAUGGACAAAAAUACAGACCCUCAACUGAUCCCACCAUCACCCAAUAGAGAUGACCCCCCCCCAACGUCGCCAGAUCCUUUCGCUGGCCCAGCUGUGUCCCAGGAGCUGGGGGAGGGGGACCCAGCUUCUCCCUCCGCACCCCUGGAAGCAAAGUUUGAUACUCCUAGGGACUCGAGUCCUCCAAUCAGGAAGCAAGAAUUUUCUGAAAAUGCAAGCCUGCCUACAGAAGAAACGAACGGGCCAGAGUUGGGGGCUGGAGAAGCCGAGGAAAAUACGUCUGAGGAUCCCGGUCCAGAGGCUGAGGGAGACAACAUUUGGAGCUACAGCUUCUCCCAGCUACCUCGAUUUCUUAGUGGUUCCUGGUCUGAAUUCAGUGCCCAACCUGAGAACUUCUUGAAAGGUUGUAAAUGGGCCCCCGAUGGUUCCUGCAUCUUGACCAAUAGUGCUGAUAACAUCCUUCGGAUUUAUAAUCUGCCCCCAGAGCUGUACAAUGACGGGGAGCAAGUGGAAUAUGCAGAAAUGGUCCCUGUCCUUCGAAUGGUGGAGGGUGAUACCAUCUACGAUUACUGCUGGUAUUCUCUGAUGUCCUCAUCCGAGCCAGAUACCUCCUAUGUGGCCAGCAGCAGCCGGGAGAACCCGAUUCACAUCUGGGACGCCUUCACUGGAGAGCUCCGAGCUUCCUUUCGUGCCUACAAUCACCUGGAUGAGCUGAUGGCAGCCCAUUCACUUUGCUUCUCCCCGGAUGGCUCCCAGCUCUUCUGUGGCUUCAAUCGGACUGUGCGUGUCUUCUCCACAUCCCGGCCUGGCCGAGACUGCGAGGUCCGAGCCACCUUUGCAAAAAAGCAGGGCCAGAGUGGCAUCAUCUCUUGCAUAGCCUUCAGUCCCACCCAGCCCCUCUAUGCCUGUGGCUCCUACGGCCGUUCCCUUGGCCUGUAUGCCUGGGAUGAUGGCUCCCCUCUCGCCUUGCUGAGUGGACACCGAGGGGGCAUCACCCACGUGUGCUUUCAUCCCGAUGGCAACCGCUUCUUCUCAGGAGCCCGAAAGGUGCCCUGCCUGCGGGAGGAAGCAAACAAGAUUCAUGUUCCUCGUUCCACGUGGGCCCUGCCUCAUCCCAGGGAGGAGGAUGCUGAACUUCUGUGCUGGGAUCUCCGUCAGCCCAGUCAUCCGCUGUGGUCCCUAAGUCGGGAGGUGACCACUAAUCAACGCAUCUACUUCAGUUUAGACCCGAGCGGGCAAUUCCUAGUGAGUGGUAGCACCAGCGGAGCUGUCGCUGUGUGGGACAUCAGCAGGGCUGACAAUGAUGGGAAGCCAGAGCCAGUGCUGAGUUUUCUGCCCCAGAAGGAUUGCACCAAUGGAGUGAGCCUUCAUCCUAGUCUGCCUCUGCUGGCCACUGCCUCUGGUCAGCGUGUGUUUCCAGAGCCCACCGAAAGUGGGGAUGAAGAGGAGCAGGUGCCAGACCUUCCCCUACUCUCCCUGCGCCACAUCCACCCUGAGUAUCGACUUCAGCUCUGGUGGUGUUGGGGAGGUCCAGAUCCCAGUAACCCUGAUGACCAGCAGGGUGAGACCAGACAAGGAGGCACAGAGGGAGGCGAGGGUGAGCUUAUAUAAAAAGGUUUUAUAUUAAAAAAAAAGGUUUUAUAUGAUA
Messenger RNA from Heterocephalus glaber (naked mole-rat), 2001 nucleotides. RefSeq names its product WD repeat containing antisense to TP53 (gene Wrap53). Gene Ontology annotation, biological process: Cajal body organization. Gene Ontology annotation, molecular function: RNA binding; protein binding. The record is from RefSeq and is a predicted model, not a curated record. NCBI's taxonomy places the organism in Eukaryota, Metazoa, Chordata, Mammalia, Rodentia, Bathyergidae. Gene Ontology annotation, cellular component: Cajal body.